UCCACUGCGGAGUCUUCUCCAUAGUCGCCGAGCUCGAGAGGCUCACUUUCGAAACUCCAUUCUCUCGGCAACCUUUCAGUCUCUGAUUUAUCACCAUCUCUUUUCAAGCCGAUCAAUGGUGGAGAUUCUGUAAUUCUAUAAUUGAAGUUAAGACCGUGUUUGGUUUUGCUUUGCUCAUGGGGACGAGCUCUUUUAGAUCUGCGUGUGGUGCUCUGAUCAUUAUAUCAUUGUUGGGAAUCUAUGGAGGCAGUGGAGUUUUUGCUGAGACUCGAAGACCCAAGAACGUGCAGGUUGCGGUUCGAGCCAAGUGGUCGGGAACUUCAGUUCUCCUAGAAGCUGGAGAAUUGCUUGCUAAAGAACGGAAAGACCUUUACUGGGAUUUUAUUGAGGUUUGGAUUCGUGAGGAAGGAAAUGAUUCUGAUGCUUCUACCGCUAAAGAUUGUCUCAAGAAAAUUUUAAAGCACGGAUGUUUUCUUCUAAGUGACCCUCUUGCCUCAUUAUUUGAAUUUUCUCUCAUUCUAAGAUCAGCAUCCCCUAGAUUGGUUCUUUACCAACAAUUAGCAGACGAAUCUCUUUCUUCUUUUCCUCUGCCUGAAGAAAGUAUUUCCAAUAUUGUUGGAGAAGGAAAUGAAAGCAUUGAAAGGAAAAAAUCAGAUACUUCAGUUGUUGGACGUAAACCAAAAACUCCUGGUGACAGAUGUUGUUGGGUGGAUACUGGUGGAUCGCUCUUUUUUGAUGUUCCAGAAUUGCAACUGUGGCUUCAGAAUCCUGCUGAAAGAGUUGGGGAUUCUAUACAGCCACCUGACUUGUAUGACUUUGAUCACGUUCACUUCGGUUCAUCUUCUGGAAGUACAGUAGCCAUCCUUUAUGGGGCCCUUGGAACUGAUUGCUUUAAGCAAUUCCAUGUUACCCUCGUCAAAGCUGCCCAAGAGGGAAAAGUUAAGUAUGUUGUUCGACCUGUAAUACCUUCGGGCUGCGAAUUAAAAAUGAAUUCCUGUGGAGCUGUUGGUACAAGAGGUUCCUUGAAUUUGGGUGGUUAUGGGGUAGAACUUGCUCUGAAGAACAUGGAAUAUAAGGCUAUGGAUGAUAGUGCGAUAAAGAAAGGUGUCACUUUGGAAGAUCCUCGGACUGAAGAUCUUAGCCAAGAAGUUAGAGGCUUCAUAUUUUCCAAGAUUUUGGAACGUAAACCAGAGCUAACAUCUGAGAUCAUGGCCUUUAGGGAUUAUCUACUGUCAUCAACUGUUUCAGACACGCUUAAUGUGUGGGAACUGAAGGACUUGGGACAUCAAACUGCACAGAGAAUAGUACAGGCCUCUGAUCCUUUGCAGUCAAUGCAGGAAAUAAGUCAAAACUUUCCYAGCAUAGUCUCUUCCUUAUCUCGCAUGAAGCUCAAUGAUUCAGUUAAAGAUGAAAUCACUGCCAAUCAACGUAUGAUUCCAUCUGGCAAGUCCUUAAUGGCUCUGAAUGGUGCUUUAAUCAAUAUUGAAGAUGUUGACCUCUAUCUGUUGAUUGACGUGAUCCAUCAGGAUUUACUGUUGGCUGAUCAAUUUACUAAACUGAAGAUUCCUCAUCACAGCAUCCGGAAGCUUCUGUCAAGUUUGCCUCCUGCUGAUUCUGACAUGCUUCGUGUGGACUUUCGUUCUUCUCAUGUGCAUUUCCUCAAUAACUUGGAAGAAGAUGCUAUGUAUAAGCGAUGGCGGAGCAACAUCAAUGAGAUUUUGAUGCCAGUCUUUCCUGGACAACUUCGUUACAUCCGCAAAAACCUAUUUCAUGCUGUUUAUGUUCUUGAUCCGGCAACAGCCUGUGGUCUACAGACAAUUGACAUGAUCCUGUCAUUGUACGAGAACCAUUUUCCUAUUAGAUUUGGGGUCUUACUGUACUCUUCAAAAUUUAUCAAGGAAACUGAAAGGGGUGAUGAUGGAUUAACUAAAUCUGAGGAAGAUACAUCCAGUUUGGUUAUACAGCUGUUCAUUUAUUUUAAGGAGAACCAUGGAAUUCUAACAGCCUUUCAGUUUUUGAGCAAUGUAAACAAAUUACGGAUUGAAGCAGAUGGUUUAGCUGAUGAUGCUCCUGAAAUGCAUCAUGUUGAAGGAGCUUUUGUCGACACUCUUUUACCUAAGUCAAAAUCUCAUCCUCAAGAUGUGCUACUAAAGCUAGAGAAGGAGCAAACUUUUAAAGAUCUGGCUGACGAGGGUUCCAUGUUUAUUUUUUCUCUUGGCUUAUCAAAAUUGGAGUGUUCCCUCUUGAUGAAUGGGCUUGUAUUUGAUUCCAGUGAGGAGUCUCUAAUAAAUGCCAUGAACGAAGAGCUUCCUCGAAUACAGGAACAAGUUUAUUAUGGGCAUAUAUCUUCUCGCACUAAUGUGCUGGAAAAAUUCUUAUCAGACAGUGGCAUUAGUCGCUAUAAUCCUCAGAUUGUUGCUGAAGGGAAACCACGUUUUAUUUCUAUGUUUGCAUCCACUCAUGGAGGGGAGUCUUUAUUGAACGGCUUUAACUAUCUGCAUUCCCCUGGAACUAUGGACGAUUUGAAGCCUGUGACCCAUCUCUUGGUCAUCGAUGUUGCUUCAAAGAAAGGAAUAAAGUUGCUGGAAGAAGGCUUGCACUAUCUGAUGAGAGGAUCUAAAAGCGCUCGUGUUGGGUUCCUUUUUACUGCUAGCAACCAUACCAGUGAAUCCAGUUUACUUUUGGUCAAGGUUUUUGAGAUUAGUGCAUCAUUGCAUAGCCACAAAAAGAAAGUAUUAGAUUUUCUGGACCAGUUGUGCUCAAUAUAUAGUCAAAAGUUCAUCUUUGAAUCUUCGGUAACAGUUGAUAGCCCUCAAGAAUUUAUUGAGGAAGCAUGUAAGCUUGCUGAAGCUAACGAGUUACCACCUAAAGCAUACAGAAUAGCUUUCUCUGAUUCUUUUGUUGAUGAAAUGAGAAAGUAUUUGGGUCAGGUGGAACUUCUGUCAGGGCAGCUUGGCCUUGAAGCUAAUGUUAAUGCAGUUAUUACUAACGGAAGAGUUACACUUCUUACUGAUGAGAGCUCAUUUUUGAGCCACGACCUACAUCUACUGGAAGCAGUUGAGUUUAAGCGGAGAAUAAAACAUAUUGUGGAAAUUGUUGAAGAAGUGAACUGGGAUGAUUUUGAUCCCGACACAUUAACGAGCAACUUCAUCAGUGAUGUUAUUAUGUUUGUUUCAUCCUCAAUGGCUCGGCGGGAGCGAAGUUCCGAAAGUGCACGUUUUGAGGUUUUGAAUGCAGAAUAUAGUGCCAUUGUGGUAGGUAACGACAAUUCAAGCAUCCAUAUCGAUGCUGUUAUUGAUCCACUAAGCCCGUCUGGCCAGAAGCUAUCAUCAAUUCUUCGAGUUUUGUCAAAAUACGUACAACCUAGCAUGAGGAUUAUAUUAAAUCCGCUGAGUUCGCUUGUUGAUUUACCUCUGAAGAAUUACUACCGCUAUGUUCUGCCAUCAGUGGAUGAUUUCAGCACUACAGAUGUAACUGUAAAUGGUCCCAAAGCAUUCUUUGCAAAUAUGCCAUUGUCCAAAACAUUAACAAUGAAUCUUGAUGUUCCAGAGCCAUGGCUUGUUGAGCCUGUUAUUGCUGUUCAUGACCUGGAUAAUAUCUUGCUUGAGAAUAUUGGGGACAUAAGGACGCUGCAAGCAGUGUUUGAACUUGAAGCACUUGUUCUUACUGGCCAUUGUUCAGAGAAAAACCAUGAACCUCCCCGAGGACUGCAGUUGAUUCUUGGUACGAAGAGCACACUGCAUUUGGUUGACACUCUUGUAAUGUCAAAUUUGGGCUAUUGGCAAAUGAAAGUCUCUCCUGGAGUUUGGCACCUGCAACUUGCUCCUGGUAGAAGUUCUGAACUUUAUCUUCUAAAGCAAGAUGGGGGUAUAAGUCAGGAUAAACCAUUGUCAAAACGUAUCAUUAUUGAUGAUUUGCGGGGUAAAGUCGUUCACAUGGAAGUAGAGAAGAAAAAGGGAAAGGAGCAUGAGAAAUUGUUGGUUCCUGAUGGUGGUGACAACUUGCUCGAGAAUAAUAAAGUGGGCUAUAAUUAUUGGAACUCUAAUUUUUUGAAAUGGGCUACUGGUUUGAUUGGAAGCAAUGAUCAAUCGAAACAGACUAAAAGCACGGCCAUGGAGCAAGGAAAAGGAGGGCGCCAUGGAAAGACAAUAAAUAUUUUCUCCAUUGCUUCUGGACAUCUAUAUGAACGCUUUCUGAAAAUCAUGAUAUUGAGUGUCCUAAAGAAUACACGUCGGCCRGUGAAAUUUUGGUUUAUAAAGAACUACUUAUCCCCUCAGUUUAAGGAUGUAAUUCCACACAUGGCUGAAGAAUAUGGUUUUGAUUAUGAACUAAUAACGUACAAGUGGCCAACAUGGUUGCAUAAGCAGAAAGAAAAGCAGAGAAUUAUUUGGGCAUAUAAGAUUCUAUUUCUUGAUGUUAUCUUCCCUCUUUCUUUGGAGAAGGUCAUUUUUGUUGAUGCUGAUCAGAUUGUCCGUACAGACAUGGGGGAGCUUUAUGACAUGGAUAUUAAAGGAAAACCACUAGCAUAUACCCCCUUUUGUGACAAUAAUAAGGAUAUGGAUGGAUAUCGAUUUUGGAGACAAGGAUUCUGGAAAGAACAUCUACGUGGAAAAGCAUACCAUAUAAGUGCUUUAUACGUUGUUGAUUUAAAGAAAUUUCGAGAAACAGCAGCAGGAGAUAAUCUAAGAGUUUUCUAUGAAUCUCUAAGCAAGGAUCCAAAUAGUUUAUCCAAUUUGGAUCAGGAUCUCCCGAACUACGCUCAGCAUACUGUGCCUAUUUUUUCUCUGCCACAAGAGUGGCUCUGGUGUGAGUCAUGGUGUGGUAAUGCCACAAAAUCCAAGGCGAAAACCAUUGAUCUAUGUAACAACCCCAUGACCAAAGAACCAAAGCUUCAGGGUGCCAAACGAAUCGUCCCUGAAUGGCCAGAUCUUGAUUUGGAGGCCAGAGCAUUCACAGCUAAAAUAUUAGGUGAUGUAAAUCCUAAAACACCCGACAUAUUAACCGAUCAAGUCGACAAUUCUGCGAUUAAGAAGUCUAGUGAUGAAGAUCUGGAAUCAAAGGCAGAGUUAUGAUAAUUUAAUGUGGCCUAAUGAGAUAAUUUAAGUUCUACCAAAUUAGAUCGAUGGGAGGAUUCUGCUUUUCAAUUCAGCAGCUCCUACUACCACAAGUUAGUUAGCCUUCUUAGAAUUAACUUGGGUACCAGAUUGACCCAUUCUUCAGUAGGCUGAUAAUGCAGUGAUGACAUUAUUCUCCCACCAAUUUUCUUGGAAGAGUUAUUUUAUCCUUUUAUCUCAAACCCUUCUCUAGUAUUUAAAAAACCAACUUAAUGGAAAAAGUUGGCAAUUUUGAUCAAGACAUGCAUGGCGUCAGCUGGCUUUGUAUUUUAGUAAUGACUUAACUAUUCUACAUUGAAAUUUGUGAGAAUUUUCUUCUGAUAAUUUCCAUUAGAAAACCUUUGGUUAGAAAUUUCCAUCUUGCCAUCAUAUCUCAUGUAAUACAAAUCUUAUUGAAAUUAUGUGGAAAUUCUGUAUCAGUAGCAUUGUUGUUGGUGGGAUUGGCAAAUUAUUAUGCUCAUCAUGAUCAGGAUAUGUAUUGGAGUCCCACUUUGAAUUCUCUUAUGGAAGUUGGUGUUUUCAACA
Messenger RNA from Momordica charantia (bitter melon), 5639 nucleotides. RefSeq names its product EMS-MUTAGENIZED BRI1 SUPPRESSOR 1 (gene EBS1). NCBI's taxonomy places the organism in Eukaryota, Viridiplantae, Streptophyta, Magnoliopsida, Cucurbitales, Cucurbitaceae. Gene Ontology annotation, cellular component: endoplasmic reticulum; extracellular region. The record is from RefSeq and is a predicted model, not a curated record. Gene Ontology annotation, molecular function: UDP-glucose:glycoprotein glucosyltransferase activity; calcium ion binding. Gene Ontology annotation, biological process: ERAD pathway.